ACCAACUUACCACAACACCUACCUAGUCUAGGUACUAUUUCUUCCGCCUGGAACAAUGAGAAAGAUGCUGAGGCACACAUCAGUAGCGGUGACGCCUCGUCUUCCACUUGGCUUGCUGCAACUGGUGUCGCGUGCAUAAGCGUGAGGCCCCUCUCUGCUCUGCUCUGCAUUCGCGUUGUUUGGAGAGGAGCAGGAAAAAAGUUACAACCCGGUUUUUAGCUGUACGAGCUACAAGCAAGCUCCCGGAAUGGCCAAGUCCCCAUCGGGUCCCAGCGGAAGAGGAAAGAAGAGAGGAUUGCGGUGUGCAAUUCGAUCCAAUGCUGAUCGUGUUGUGCGUGGUUGGGCUCUUUUGUUUAUUUAUUUUUGUUCUUGUGUAUUUUCUUAUUGGUACCCGUCCAUUAUAAGGUAUCAAGAGUGAAGCAAGAAAAAUGCGGAGCUAGCCUUUGUAUUUAGUUUUCUUCUUCCCUCGUCUUUCCUCUCCCUUUCCCUUCUUCUUCUCUUCUAGGUCAGUCAUUGAUAUGGCCCUCCUCCAAUAAAACCUCAUCUGUUUGGGUUGGAGAGGAGAAGACGACAAGAAUUGAGCUCAAAUAUACUCAUCGAGCCUCUCUCUAUCGGAAGGGAGAGGCAUUGUUGCGGGCUGCCAGCCCAGUGUAAAACUGGCUGGAGAUCAGCAACCUUUACUGGUUCAUCUCCCUGACCGAAUAUUUCGUACAUAUCGAAUUCCUUCCAUCACCGCCUCAUCCUUCACCUCCACCUUCACCUCUGGGGCUGAUUCCAUUCCGAGCAAAUCACGUCUCGGAGGAAAAAAAAGUUGUCCCCUAAAAAGGACAGCCAAUCUUAUCGGUAAUCUGGACAGUACCAGUUUAUCACUGGAUAUUGCACUACUCCCGUACAGAACAACAAAUUAAACUCCCCCUUCUCCCACCAUCACGGUGCAAUUAAUCUUGCAACAUUCCGUUCAUUCUUGGACUCAAAGCCUUUUCGAAGUUGCUGAUAAAACUGCGUCUCGCUUGUGGCUUCUCCUUUGAUUAGCCUGCGCCUCGUAUCCCAUCCCCUUAACAUGUGUUAUUUCUUCCUGCCAGCUUGUCCUCAAUUUUUCUCUGCUGCCUGAAUCCACAUUCAUUAUCACUUUCUUUGCGCUAACUUCUAAUUUCUUCAUUCAGCUCAUCACCAGAGUAUCCAUUCUUUCACAUUGAACACGCAAUUCCGGAUCGAUAAUUCUGUUGCCUACCCUCCAAGGCCAUAAAAGCAUCCACUCGAUUCACUAGGUAGUCUAUACUCCUUCCACACCAACAACAUCAAACCCUUUCUACGAGAGUUCGUCGCACGAAUCAGCCAUCAUGUCUCGCAUUCAGAUCCCUCUCGACGUUAUCACGUCCCGCCUCAACUUCGGCGAUCGCUUCCAGGGUCUUCGAUCUGGUCCCCUCAGCGGCCGCUUCUCCAACUUGCGACCCGUUGGCGAGUUUCUCGACUUCAAGCGUCUCUCUAAGCCUGCCAACUUUGUUGAGAUGCAGUCGCGCGUCAACUACAACUUGAGCCACUACUCCAGCAACUAUGCUGUUAUCUUUGUUAUGCUGAGCAUUUACGCCCUGCUCACAAACUGGUUGCUGCUCUUUGAUAUCAUCCUUGUAGUUGUCGGCAUGUGGUUCAUUGGCAAGCUCGAUGGCCAUGAUCUCGAGAUUGGCACUUUCCGUGCUUCUUGUUCGCAGCUUUAUACUGCACUCGUUUGCGUCGCCGUUCCUCUGGGUCUGAUUGCUUCACCUUUCACUACCCUACUCUGGCUCAUUGGCGCAUCUGGCGUGACCAUCCUCGGUCACGCUGCAUUUUUGGACAAGCCCAUCGAUGAGGCUUUUUCCGGGGAGGCGGUCUAGGUGGUCGGCCGCAAUCUCCCGAAUUCGCGCCCCAAUGGGGAAGACCAUCGAGGCGCAGUCGGAGGAGAACAGACGGGGACUCUGCGUCUCGCGGACGUCAAGGAAGAGACGUUCGUGUGGAGGAAUUGGAUUCGGAUGAGGAUGCACGAGGUGUUGGUGCCAGUUCAGGUACCCGCUUUGCUAGCGAUUCUCUUCGUUUUACGGGAAUAGAUUUGGGUAACCGAGAACGGGGCUUGGUACGAAGGGGUGAUUAUCAGGAUUCGGAGGACUCGGAGGAUGACAGUGACAGCAGUGAGGAUGAGGAGUUUGAACAGUAUCUUGCCGAACUGGCUGUUCGUGAUCGGGAGGAAGCCCUGGUCCAGUCGGCAAUGCACAGAAUCGAGCGUGCAAAGGCCAAGGGAAGAACAGAUGUUGAUCUCAACGAGGAAGAAAUGGGUGCUCUGGAGCGACGACGAAAGAGAGACGAGGCAGCGAAGAAGAAGAAGAGCGGCAAGAAACGUAAGGACCAGCGAGUCGCUGUGCCACUUACCCAGCUCGAGCCGUCAUCGCGCAAAAAGAAAGCACCCCCGGUCUCUAGUCAACCACGCACACAGUCGCGAGCCCGGCAAUCUUCUUCUAACAGCAACCUUACCGAGGAUCAAGACCGUUCGUCACGCCCUUCCAUGGGCUAUUUCCCACCACCAGCGACAGCCGGCCGACCACGCUCAGGGACCUCGUCACAAAGACCUCAAAGUAGAGUUAGGGCCCCUUCUAAUAGUCGUCAGCCUUCUGAUAGCUCGGUGAUUGUUCGUCGUGGUAGGAACUCGAGUCAAGCUCCCCUCGAUCCCUUUCAGUUCCAGGUUCCAGGCGCCCAGGCCUCGAGUCCAGCUGGAUCAUGGAGACAAUUCUCAGGGGCCCAGCGUUCAUCACGGGGAUCCCGUCAAAUCGACGGGUCAAGCGAGGAAGAGAGCGAGAGCGAGGAUGAGUCUGAUGAGGAAAGAGAAGCAUCAGUAGAGACGACAUCUAGCGAUGAUGUUGGCAGUGGAGCUCAAAUUGUCGUUGAAGAAUCAUCUCCUGAGCCUUCUAAGCCCGAGCCAGUCAGGAGGAAUCCACCUCGUACUUCUGCCUCAUCAUCCACGUCCAAGCGAAAGCCUGCGGCGAAUGGUGGGCGAAGGAAAAAGUAGAGAGUUAUGAUGCUAGACUAUAGGAGAAAAAUACCACCCUGUUCAGAAAAUUCACAUCUCUAUUCAUUAUUUGUAGACUAUCGAUUCGUCUUGCCAGAAUGUAUCCAUCUCUUAG
Messenger RNA from Fusarium odoratissimum NRRL 54006, 3149 nucleotides. RefSeq lists its product as uncharacterized. The coding region runs from base 2240 to 3034 and encodes 264 amino acids. The record is from RefSeq and is a predicted model, not a curated record. Lineage: Eukaryota; Fungi; Ascomycota; Sordariomycetes; Hypocreales; Nectriaceae. The transcript has 3 exons.